AUGGAAAGAUGUUUUCUCAUCCACCAGCAAAACGUGGUCGAUCUAAUUCGUGGGGACAACAAGAAAUUAGAAGAGAUCUAUCCCCGGCUGGUAUCAGGCGGUGAUUUUGAGAUAUUAAGGAGUGGUUUAUCACCCAAACAUUUGUAUCUUGUUACCCCUCCGCCAAAUAUUGGAUAUUCUGUCCACUUUCUUCGUGAUAGUUCUGGCCUAGGGCAGGCAAUUGCAUAUAUUAGACCAGUUCAAGCUGAUCUAGAUUCCUCAUCUUUGGAAACGAAGGAUCACGCUCAUGCAGGAGAUGCUCCAGAAAACGAGGAUAUAUCUAUUGCACCAACAGUGAAAUGCUUAAAUUGCUCAGUGCAGAUUCCAAUGAACUCAAUCAGGAAUCAUAUGGUUGAAUGUGGAAUGGACAAUCACCAUAAACAAUUUGAGAAGGUCAAGAUCAAUGUAUGCUAUAAGCUUGCAUUAAUUCCUAUUACACAUUUACUGUCAAAAUGUCACACUGUUUUUUGUUUACCUGCUUAUUUUGAAAAUUGAAUGAAUAAUUUUUUAUCAGGAAAGUUUUUCUGGAACUCCAUUAAUGUCUGAACUGUAUGAAAUGUUUCCUGACCUUCAUGAUACUGUCAUAGAAGAAGCUGUAAGAGUUUGUGAGGGAGACAUUGAAGUGGCAGUUUCAUCAUUGUUGGAUCACAGUAAGUACUUACAUCAUUAUAUCAAGUUCCAUGUAUGGGAUUAUCAAUAUAUUUUUGUCGUAGCAUAGACUCCAUUAAGGCUGAAUGGCAGAUGUGAAAAGACAAAUAUUUUAUUUUUCAUUUUUUUAAUAACUACCUCCAGAUAAUGAAUGGAUUAAUGUGUUUAUACAUGUACUGUAACUUCAAUUAUAAAGACAAAGGAAUAUUACUUAAAGAGGAGAUGCCUAAUUAUGAUGCUGUUGAUAGCGCAGACUCAGAUUCAGAAAAUCUUCAACAGGCAACAGAAGUUUGUCUGCAAGAAGGUACGAAGGAAUUAAUAGGUACAUACAUGCUGCUAAACACUCAUAAUUGCAUCAUAAUUGUAGCAUUUAUCGUAAUUAUUUUCAAAAGAAACGAGAGUGAUGUGUGAUUUAGGUGUGACGUUUUUAGUUGU
Xenia sp. Carnegie-2017 is the source of this 1122-nucleotide messenger RNA. RefSeq lists its product as uncharacterized. The transcript is spliced from 3 exons. Lineage: Eukaryota; Metazoa; Cnidaria; Anthozoa; Malacalcyonacea; Xeniidae. Bases 1 to 534 code for a protein of 177 amino acids. The record is from RefSeq and is a predicted model, not a curated record.